Molecule: messenger RNA, 1927 nt
Organism: Serpula lacrymans var. lacrymans S7.9
Lineage: Eukaryota; Fungi; Basidiomycota; Agaricomycetes; Boletales; Serpulaceae
Exons: 4
Coding region: 27-1895 (622 amino acids)
Cellular component (GO): endoplasmic reticulum
Molecular function (GO): ubiquitin binding
Source: RefSeq, a predicted model, not a curated record
AAGAAGCGCUUCUUUUACUGUAUACUAUGGAUCACUUGAAUCCAACUCAAAGAGAGGCUUUGAGUCAGCUACAGGCUAUAACCGCUGGAAGUGACGCCGAAGUGACGCUAAGUGUUCUUGAGAGCGUCGACUGGGAUGUGCAGAAAGCAGCCGAGCUUAUAUUUGACGGCCCACCGCCUCAGAGCAGCAAUGCGCCAGUAUCACCGGAAGGGACAGAACAUACCCGAACGAUCAUGGAAGAGCUAGCCAUAGACGAUUCUCAACAAGGUAUAGACGUCGAUAGGUCCUGGCGGCCCAACGGAGGCACUCACAGAGUAAGUUCUCCUCGCAAGGGAUUACGUCACUUUAACAAAUAUCAUUCGCAGCCCAAUACAUCAAUCUGGAAUUCCCUUCUCUCCUUUUUUUCUCUGCCCUUCCACGUGUUGAGCAACACCAUCAGAUUUCUAUUCGGUAUUUUGCGUAUCUCUAUACCUUCUCUGCACUUCACAGGCCUACAUAACUAUCGUUCCGUCCGUACCGGUCCAUCAGAUCACCGCAGCGUUACCGACCGUUGGGUACGAUCACUGGAAGAGGAGACAGGAGCGCUUUCUGUCAGCUCACGCACACCUAGCGGCAUAUCUGCCUCCGGUGCUGAGGCUGGUCCCUCGAGCAUAAUCUCCCGCACUGGAUAUGCCUCGGACGAAUUGUUCGAAGAAGGCAGAAAGGUCCUACCCGAUUUCUUUUUGGGAAGCUAUGAGGACGUGUUAAAUGUUUGUCAACGGGAAGGCAGGGUAGCUUGCAUCGUCCUCGUAAGCGAAGAACAUGAUGAUGUCCCAGAGUUCAAAAGGUCAACGCUGACUGAUCCUGCGCUCGUGAAAGCGUUGCACGACGGUAAUUUCGUCAUCUGGGGAGGCGACGUCAGGGAUAGAGAUGCAUGGAGCGCUGCACAAAAAUUGCAAGCCACGACCUACCCCUUCGUCGCAUUCAUCGCCCUCCAACCACGCCGCAACCACUCACACACACCUACACCAUCACAAUCAGUCGCCUCUCCUACCCUUACCGUUCUCUCCAGGCACCAAGGCCGGAGCGUGCCUGACACAGCCCCAACCUCCGCCGCCACGCUUCUCAACCACCUCUCGCAGCAGCUCCUGCCCCGCGUUACCCCUUUCCUUGAACGCUUCAAAGCUUCGAUUAGGGAGCGCGAGCGCGAUAGGAUGCUGCGUGAGGAGCAGGACAGGGCGUUCCAGGACUCUGCUCGGCGUGAUCGGGAGCGCAUCGAGGCUCGGAUAGCUGCUGAGAAGGCGGAGAAGGAGCGUUUGGAAAGAGAGAGAGAACAGGCCAAGAAAGAAGAGGAAAGGGCCGCUUUGGAGAGAGAAAAACAGGCGAAGAAGGAUGAGGAUAGGAUGGAGUGGAGGAGAUGGAUGAGGAGAGACGUCGUCCGUGCUGAGCCGCAGAGUCAGGAUCAGGGGCGAGGUAAGAAAGGCGGGCUUCGACUUGCCAUACGGCUUCCGCAGAACGAGCGGGCGAUACGAUACUUCACGCGCGAGGAUACGUUGACACAGCUAUACGCCUACGUGGAUACAAUGCUGAUACCCCCCACAUGCUCACCCUCCGGCGACCCUAAGCAGCCUCCUGGAGUGGCGACAGGUAGCGUGCAAGUUCUUGAAGAGCAUGUGAGCCGUCAAUUAGAAGGCGUCGACGCGUGGUGGGGGUUCAAGCUCGCGCUUGCCUACCCCAGACAGGAAAUUCGAUGGGAGGCGGGGAAGAAGCUCUGUGAUGUGGAUGGACUUGGGGAUGGCGGACAGCUUGUGGUGGAACUUGUCCACAAUAGUAGAAAAGUCAGCGUACCAAGUUCCACUGUGGGGAAUAAUGGUAAUGGUGACGACGGUUACGAUACGGAGAGCGAUGAAGAGUAACUAUAUGUAUUGGGAUCCACAUGUUCAGUCAG